UCCGCUCCGCUUCGGUUCAUUGACUUGUGAAGGAAUCUCAGCUGGUGGUGUUGAGCUUCUUAACUGUUGUUGGAGCUGCACUCACCAGGCAAUCAGAGAGUACUCUAUUAGAAGCUUGACUUGCACCUCGUGGAUUGUGGACAGGCUUUGGAGUGUCAAGAUAAGUUAUUUGCCACAUAAUUGCUGCCCUCUGACCUGAUCAUAUCACCAGAAUGUUUAUAUGAUGGUCCCCAUAAAUUUCUGAUCAAUAGUAAUACUCUGUGUUGAUUUGUAAGAUAAAGGAAGUAACUAAGUUCGUGAAAUUAUGAUAUUGAUUAAUUUCAAACUUAAUUAAUAAAAAUAAAACACAAUAGACAGCAUUUGAAAAUGUACCAGGAAGCAAAUGAGAAAAUACUGUAUAGGAGCACAGAACUCAUCAGGAUCUUGAAGGCCUGUUGAAAGAUAGCCGAACUCUUAUAAUACAAACCAGACAGACUACCAGUGAACCACAAGUAUUCAUAAAAAGACAAUUAUAGAGAAAAGCUUCCUGGCUAAAUAGCGCUCACAAUUUCUCAUUUUCUGCAUUUGUAAUAAUGGUUUUCGAUCUUCAAUCUCUAGCAGAAUCACUGGUUAGUCAUACCGACAUAUCCCUGAGAUGGCUAUACUUCUAGGAACAUAUAUAUUGUCCAGGAGAUGCAGUAUUUGCUCUAUAUUACUCAAACAUUAGUCUUCCAGGUGAUUUUCUAUUAGCUUGUCUGUAGACACAGGAAACAUAUUGAUAGUUUCUGUGUCUCAGCUAUCCGGCUAACUCAAUAUGGACCCCUGCCCAGUUAAGCUCUGGUAUGGUCUCGCACAGCCCAUAGAUCAUAGUGCAACUCCCUUGCAGUCCUUGUAGUUAAUGCUUCAAGCUGAUGAUAUCGUAAAGAUAUUGCAAGUGAAUGUAUAUCAUUUAUCUAUAAUUAUAUUUUGAUAAUUUGGAACAACACAAAAUUAAUGGUGGAGGAAUUGGACAAUUUCAAGUAUUGUAGACUGGAAUGAUAAUUCCGGCACAGGUUCCUAUCUCAGCUAUUCCUAACUUACUCUCUCUCUUGUCUCUGAUUCUAAUUUAUAAUGGAAAAUACACCUUGUGAAUCAUUAGUCCCAACAUUUGAAGAUACUAAUAAAAUGCAACAGUAAAGUCAACAAUUUUGAUGUGGUUUGUUCUGUCUCUCAGGUGCUGACUUUCAACAACUGAACAGAUCCUGGCCUUGAUACUGGGUUAUAUUUUGGGCACGGAGAUGGAUUUCCUUAUUCUGUUUCUCAUUUACUUGGCUGUUUGCCUCUUCUGCAUGGUGGUUGCCAUCAAAUUCUCGAGGCAAAGUCAGGAAUGUUUCACAAGGAUCUCGCACUACAUCACUCGGGUGUUUGGACCAGUGAUUCCUCAAUGGUUACAGUUAGCAGUACAGCUUACUUUACAUAGGUUCGUCCACCAGAGAAACUCCUUUUUCCUGGUUUUGCACCUUCUUUUAGAAGUAGCUGUGUAUGGAGAGUAUUCAUGGGAAGUGUUUCCUUACUGCAUGGAACUGGGAUUCGGACAUAGUAUCCUGCUGCUUCCUUACAUCCUGGUGCUUGGGAAGAUGUACUUUUUCUAUCUAUGCUGCACCAGAGACCCCGGUACGAUUUCUCCUUCAAACCACAAGCAACUGCUGAAAGUGUACACCUAUGAUGGAAUUUUGUAUCAUCAGUCCCACAUCUGCCCUACGUGUGAACUUACAAAGCCUGCACGAUCAAAGCACUGCCGUGUGUGUAACCGGUGUGUCCAUCGAUUUGACCACCAUUGUGUCUGGGUGAAUAACUGCAUUGGGGCAUUAAAUAUACGCUACUUCCUGUUGUACCUGGUGACACUGUCUGGGAUGGCAGCCGCAGUGGGAACAGUGACUGUAAGGUUCCUUGUCCAGGUGGCUCUGAUGUCCAACUUACAUCAGGCAAUGUAUGUGAAUGCUGAUGGCGAACAUGUGCCUGUUGGCAACCUAUAUAUAGUCCAGAGACUGUUCCUGACCUUUCCUCGGAUCCUUUUCAUGCUGGGCUUCACACUCCUCAUCUUCUUUCUGCUGGCAGGUUAUACUGCAUUUCACUUCUAUUUGCUGAUAACCAAUCAGACUUCAAAUGAGUGGUACAAACAUAAGAACAGUUGCCUAUGCCACAUGGACAACAGCCAGCCAAGCAAAUACUUACGGGGAAACAUCUAUCAUAGAGGGUUUGUCAGAAAUGUGAAAGAAAUCAUAAGCCCUGAGACACAGCAGAAAAAAGUCAGAUGACAGGGACAGAAAGUGACUUUUUGUUCACUUUCAGAGAAAGGUCUUCUGUUCAAUUGUUAAAUGGUUUGUAAAUUUUUUAAAUUGAUGCUUUAUACCACCUAUUUUUUUACUGUCUAGUUAACAAAUUAAAAUUGAAAAUGGGUUCAUUACUCCUUGGUCUCAUUGCUCCAUUCCAUUGGGCAGGUUGUACAAAAGACAUCAUCUUUGGCUCUUGUGCAGGUUCAGGCACUUUUUCGACAAUACCAUGACUGCGUCCAACUUGUGUUCAAUUCUGCUGAGCUGUAAGGACUUAGGAAAACCGAAUUUGCUGCAAAAAGGUGAAAGAAUCAGUUUUAUUUUUGACAAGAGUUCAGCACUGCUACAGUGGACCUGAAUGCACAAGACUUAAAAAGUGGCACAACUAAUAUAAAUGAAACCUAGACUGGGUGUGAACUACAGAGCAGAGGAAGGGUAGGAUCAAGAAGCUGAUACGAAGAGUGUGAUGUGGAAAUCCAGAUGCAUGCACAGAGCUUUGGUAUUUAAUAAUAUGCAGGAGAAAUUUCAAGCUCCUGCACCAGUUGGCCACACUCAGCAAUGAGAGGUUUCUGUCAAGAUGGUCACACCUGAAGGAGAAAGUGAAACAGGAAGGAAAGAGUGACUAGUGUUAAGAUUGCAGUUGAUGGUCCUACUGGAGAAGUUGGAUUCCAGAAUGAAAUGUGAUCUGACAGAUGCUCACAAGUUAAUUAAUAUGAUGGUUAGUCACUGAGUCAUAUUUACACAAGGUUACAGAACAAAAAAUUAUUGCACAAUAGAAACUUUAAAAAACAAGCCACCUAAUGAUAUUUGACAGAAUUAUUUCAAAGUACAAAGCAAAACAAAGUUUCAGCUUGUUUCAGCCUGUAAUUACACCCUCUAUCUCAACAUCUCUAGCAUUCCACUUAACUGACUCCCUCCAUAUUCUUUUCUGAGGAUUAUGGCAAGUUUGAGGAGUCAUUUCCAAAUCUACUGCUGUGAAGUUUUCACAAAUCUGAGAGCCUAAACUUUUGCCAAUCUAAUAACCCACAGAUUUCUAACCAGAUUUCUUCUGGUUUGUAAACUCCACAAGCUAAACCUUUCUGCUGAGGUGACUUGUUUUCUGAACUGCUCUGAAUCAUCCUCCUAGGCAAGAAACUAAACUUGCUUCCAAACACAACAUCAAUGUCUCCUGAACUUAGAACAUAGAACAUUACAGCACAGUACAGGCCCUUCGGCCCUCCAUGUUGCACCGACCUGUGAAACCAAUCUGAAGCCCAUCUAACCUAAACUAUU
Messenger RNA from Rhincodon typus (whale shark), 3563 nucleotides. RefSeq names its product zinc finger DHHC-type palmitoyltransferase 4 (gene zdhhc4). Bases 1257 to 2276 code for a protein of 339 amino acids. Gene Ontology annotation, molecular function: protein-cysteine S-palmitoyltransferase activity. The transcript has 7 exons. Gene Ontology annotation, biological process: protein targeting to membrane; peptidyl-L-cysteine S-palmitoylation. The record is from RefSeq and is a predicted model, not a curated record. Lineage: Eukaryota; Metazoa; Chordata; Chondrichthyes; Orectolobiformes; Rhincodontidae. Gene Ontology annotation, cellular component: endoplasmic reticulum; Golgi apparatus.